UACCCACACUAAAAACCUAAAGAAAAACAGAGCAAAACAGAGCAAAAAGCACAAAACAAUGGGGGAAUUCUCAAACUCGGAAAACUCAUCGGAAUUCUCCAUGGUUUCCUGCGAGAAUUCACUCCCCUUCAAUGUCAAUGACACGGAGGAGAUGCUGCUCUUCGAAAUGCUAGCUUCGGCCUCAGCCUCAUCGGUCUCCGGUAGCACACUCUCCGGAGAGGAAGUGGACUCCGGAGGGCGAAAAACAGACCAUAAAGAGAAGAGUUACAGAGGAGUUCGCCGGAGACCAUGGGGAAAGUUUGCGGCGGAGAUAAGGGACUCGACUAGGCAUGGAAUAAGAGUCUGGUUAGGUACUUUCGAUAGUGCUGAGGCGGCGGCACUCGCAUAUGAUCAAGCUGCUUUUGCGAUGAGAGGCACGAUGGCCGUGCUCAAUUUUCCGGUGGAAAUGGUUCAAGAAUCAUUAGAACAGCUCAAGAACGGCGGUGGUAUUGAUGAUGGUGAGUGUUCGCCGGUGGUGGCUCUUAAAAGAAGGCACUCCAUGAGAAGCAAGACUGUGGGGAAGAAUAAGAAGAGUAAGGAGAGUGUCGUGGAGUUGGAGGACUUGGGAGAGGAGUACUUGGAUGAACUAUUAAGAACUUCAUUAGAGGUUAAUUGUGGUGUUAAUUGUAGCACUAAUAGUGUUCGUUGGUGAAGUAAACGAAGCGAGGUCACUCUAUCAAGGUCGAUUUGUUUGUUUUUCAUAAUUUUUUGGUUUUUAUUUGAACCUCUGUAAGUAAGGAGUUUUAUCAACUUACUUAUUAUUAAUUCUUGAGUGUAACUUCUUGUAAAGUGGGAAACUAUGAACAUGUCAUGAAGGUUUUGCUCUUCUAGUUUAUCUUCAUCUCAAGAGCAUUGUGCCUGUAAAAUAGAACCAAACAGGUGCGGGAUGGGGGAAGGUCAUUUUCUUGAUUGCUGAAUUUGUUUGGGACGUUACGUGAAAGGAUAAAAAACCUGACCAAUAAUUGAUCAGGU
Messenger RNA from Dioscorea cayenensis subsp. rotundata (Guinea yam), 1011 nucleotides. Its product is annotated as ethylene-response factor C3-like. The coding region runs from base 59 to 691 and encodes 210 amino acids. The transcript has a single exon. Gene Ontology annotation, biological process: regulation of DNA-templated transcription; ethylene-activated signaling pathway. Lineage: Eukaryota; Viridiplantae; Streptophyta; Magnoliopsida; Dioscoreales; Dioscoreaceae. The record is from RefSeq and is a predicted model, not a curated record. Gene Ontology annotation, molecular function: DNA-binding transcription factor activity; DNA binding.